Messenger RNA from Oxyura jamaicensis (ruddy duck), 1696 nucleotides. RefSeq names its product solute carrier family 22 member 31 (gene SLC22A31). Lineage: Eukaryota; Metazoa; Chordata; Aves; Anseriformes; Anatidae. Gene Ontology annotation, molecular function: transmembrane transporter activity. Gene Ontology annotation, biological process: transmembrane transport. Gene Ontology annotation, cellular component: membrane. The annotation marks the transcript as partial. The record is from RefSeq and is a predicted model, not a curated record. The transcript is spliced from 8 exons.
CCCCCCCGUGCCGUAUGUCCCAGCCCUGCGGGCAGGGGGGGCUCUGCCGGGAUCCCCGUGCAGACGCGUCCCCAUGGCCCACAGUGGGACCUGGUGUGCGCCUCGCGCUGGAAGGUGCCCCUGGAGCAGACCACGCACUUGCUGGGCUGGACGCUGGGCAGCGUCGCCGCUGGCCUGGCCUGUGACAGGUUCGGCCGCCGGCCCACCUUUGUGGUGUCCCUGGGGCUGGCCGUGCCCCUGGGGCUCGGCGUGGCGCUGGCCAUCAACUUCGUCAUGGUCCUGGUCGCGCGGAUGCUCUUCGGGGCCGCGCUGGCGGGCGCCUUCCUCUCCCUCUACGUGGCACGGCUGGAGCAGUGCGACCCCCCGCACCGGCUGGAGGUGACGAUGGUGGCCGGCUUCUUCUGGAUCGCCGGGGAGCUGCUGCUGCCGGGGCUGGCAGUGCUGUGCCGGGACUGGCGGGUCCUGCAGGGUGCUGUCACCAUGAUCCUGGCUCUGCUGGCUGCCUGCUGGUGGUGCCCGGCGCUGCUGCUGGAGUCCCCACGCUGGCUGCUGGCCACGCAGCAGCUCGAGAGGGCCAGGAAGACGCUGCAGGCACUGGCCGAGAGCAGCGGCCGCGGUGCCGACGACCAGGGGAGCCUCAUGGCGGAGCUGGAGACGUUGGCUGAGGGCUCCCCCCAGCCCCGCUACCACGCCGUCUGCGAGAUCUUCAGCACCAGGGUGAUCUGGAAGAACAGCGUCAUCCUCGGCUUCACCGCCUUCAUCGGCUCCGGCAUCCGGCACUGCUUCACCCGCAACCUGGCCCCGCACCUGCCCCGGUUCUUCUCCUCCUACUUGGCGCUGGUGGGCGCCGAGGCGGUGGCCUGCCUCUUCCUCUGCCUCACCGCCGAGCGCUUCGGCCGCCGCGCCGUCCUCCUGCUCUGCACCGUCCUCACCGGCAUCUCCUCCCUGCUGCUGCUGGCCCUCACCCAGUACCUGCUGGACCUCAUCGUGCUGACCCUGUCGGUGGUGGGCAUCACCGCCUCGCACGCUGUCACCAUGCUCAGCAUCUUCUUCGCCAGCGAGGUGCUCCCCACCGUGGUCAGGGGCGCCGGGCUGGGGCUGAUCGUGGGGGCCAGCUUCGUGGGCAAGGCGGCCGCCCCCAUCACGGCCAUCCCCAACAGCCGCGGCUUCUUCCUGCACCACCUGGUGUUCGCCUCCUUCGCCAUCCUCUCGGUGCUCAGCAUCAUGCUGCUGCCCGAGAGCCAGGGCCGCGGCCUGCCCCAGUCCCUGCAGGACGGCGAGAGCCAGCGCCGGCCCCCCCUGUUCCGCCGCCCCCCCCGCGAGGACCACCUGCCCCUGCUCGCCCCCCGCGGCAUCCCCCACGACUACUCCCGCCUCGUCUCCUCCACCAAGCGGGCGCUGGGCCCCCGACACAGCCCCGCGGCCACCCCCCCGGAGACGUAGCCGUGCCCCCCUCCCUGCUGCUGGAAGGGCUGGGGGGGGCAAGCAAGAUGCUGGGACCCCCCCCGGUGCACCAGGCCCCCCGUGGCCCUGGGCGCGAAGCCCCAGGACGUGAGCGGUGGCUGGGCUGGGGGCUGCGUGCCCACCCCCGUCGGGGCCGGAUCCUGCCCCAGGAGGAGCUGUGCUGGGAGUCCUGGGGUGGGGGUGAUGCCCUGGGGGGGGGAUUGCAGCUGCCAAUAAAAGUGCCUUGUUUCUA